GAUCAUAAAUGCAAAUAAUAGAUAUCGGUUAUCACCGAUAACAAGACUCGAAUUUAUUCAUGGAAGUUUGUUGUGAGUUUUUUGCAUGUUAGUAGUUAAUCUAUAUCAUGGGUGAAAAGAACGAAGGGGAUGCUAUAUCAUUCCACCUCAAAAGGACUCAGCAAUUGCCUCUUGACGAGCAUGGAUUAUCCUCCUUAUCAUUAAAUGACUCAAGAUAUUAUAUGAAUCAUCCCAAAAGAGGAGUCGCUUUAAUAUUCAACCAUAUGAAUUUCAAUUCAAAUUUACCAACACGACAAGGAACAAAUAAAGACAAGGACGACCUUGAGUCACUGUUCACCAAGCUGAAAUUUAGAGUUGAAUCUUACGAUGAUCUAACAAAAGAACAAAUCCGUAACGUUUUGGUAUCAGUUGCAUCAACAGACCACACUGACGAGGAUUGUCUGGUAGUAGUCAUCCUGAGUCAUGGUGAUAACAGAAAAAUUUUUGCAAGAGAUACCCAUUAUUCGCCUGAAUUACUAUGGAUAUCUUUCGACGGAUUUCAUGCACCAAGUCUGAUUGGUAAACCGAAACUUUUUUUCAUUCAGGCUUGUAGAGGUGACAAAGUUGAUGCAGGAGUUCCUGUCAGGCACCAGACUCAAGUAGAUUCUACAAAACGAGAAGAUCGUUAUAUCAGUAUUCCAGUAAUGGCCGAUAUCCUUGUUAUGUACUCCACUGUAGAAGAUUUCCUCUCCUGGAGAAAUCCCAAGAGUGGUAGUUAUUUCAUCCAGUCGCUCGUAAGACAGCUCUCCUUCCAUGCCAAAGAAAAGGAUCUUCUUUCCAUUUUAACAUAUGUUAAUAGAGAAAUUGCCACUGGUUACUCUCCAGAAAUGAAACAAGAGAGGCUCCAAAGCUACGCAAAUAAGCAAAUGAGUUCGGUAGUUAGUAUGUUGACAAAAGAGAUAUAUUUUGUAUGAUGUUUUUUACGAACUAGUUGUAUAUAUGCCAUAGAACUUCUGUUUAUCAACAAUUGUAAAGUGAGUAGUUCAAUGUAGCAAUUCCCAAUGGAAUGUUGUACAGGUAUUAAUUGAAGAUCUUUUAACUUUAUGGAACACGAAAAAAAUUUAAAAAAACGAAUGUAAUAUAUAUUUUUUUAAUACUUGGUGCAAUAAAGAUCAAGUUUCACUUUAAA
Harmonia axyridis is the source of this 1168-nucleotide messenger RNA. RefSeq names its product caspase-1-like. Gene Ontology annotation, cellular component: cytoplasm. The coding region runs from base 108 to 953 and encodes 281 amino acids. The transcript has 5 exons. Gene Ontology annotation, biological process: proteolysis; apoptotic process. The record is from RefSeq and is a predicted model, not a curated record. NCBI's taxonomy places the organism in Eukaryota, Metazoa, Arthropoda, Insecta, Coleoptera, Coccinellidae.